AUGCUGCUGGCCAAGCCCAGAGCCCUGCUGCCUGCCCUCCUCCUGCUGGAGCUGGCUUUGUGCACCGCAGAGACUCUGGGGCGACCCGGCGGCCACAGGGGCACCCAGGAGCACAAGCCUUGGCUUCUUAGGGUGAGACGAACCCUUUGGGCUCCCAGUGCCUCCAGGAGCUCAGAAAUACUCCCAACAGAUUUGAGCUUGAAAGACAAAUUCAUAAAGCACUUAACAGGGCCAGUCACAUUUUCAGCUAAAUGUAGAAAAUAUUUCCAUCGACUUUAUUACAAUACUAGGGAUUGUACCACUCCUGCCUAUUAUAAACGAUGUGCUAGAUUGCUCACAAGAUUAGCAAUGAAUCCACUGUGUUCACAUACCUAGAAGACUUACUUUGUGAGUAUUUCUUAAAAUUUCGAUCUAAUUUGGAGAAAAAAAAUAAGUGCCUGGAAUCUUACUAAAUGCAAUAAGAACUGAAACUCUGAAGUUAAUGCUAUAUUAAAAUGAAUAAUAUGGGAAACUCCUC
Erinaceus europaeus (western European hedgehog) is the source of this 517-nucleotide messenger RNA. RefSeq names its product ALK and LTK ligand 1 (gene ALKAL1). Gene Ontology annotation, molecular function: receptor tyrosine kinase binding; receptor signaling protein tyrosine kinase activator activity. The record is from RefSeq and is a predicted model, not a curated record. NCBI's taxonomy places the organism in Eukaryota, Metazoa, Chordata, Mammalia, Eulipotyphla, Erinaceidae. The transcript has 5 exons. Gene Ontology annotation, biological process: positive regulation of ERK1 and ERK2 cascade; positive regulation of ERK5 cascade. The coding region runs from base 1 to 375 and encodes 124 amino acids.